Odobenus rosmarus divergens (Pacific walrus) is the source of this 1760-nucleotide messenger RNA. RefSeq names its product homeobox protein TGIF2-like. Lineage: Eukaryota; Metazoa; Chordata; Mammalia; Carnivora; Odobenidae. The transcript is spliced from 3 exons. The record is from RefSeq and is a predicted model, not a curated record. Gene Ontology annotation, biological process: mitochondrial respirasome assembly. The coding region runs from base 174 to 887 and encodes 237 amino acids.
GUGCUUUCCAGCCGCGAGCUGUCAGGCCGAGUGUCAGGCCCGGCAGGUACGCGCCGCGCUCCCCCGGCGCCCCCCGCCCCCUGCCGGGACGCCCGGGACCGAGCCAGGGGCCGCGUGGACGGAAAAUCCGCUCGGAAAAGCUUGCCCAAGGUCCAGCCUAGCCCCUAGACACCAUGUCAGACAGUGACCUGGGUGAGGAUGAAGGCCUCCUCUCCCUCGCAGGCAAGAGGAAGCGCCGAGGCAACCUGCCCAAAGAAUCGGUGAAGAUCCUCCGGGACUGGCUGUACUUGCACCGCUACAACGCAUACCCCUCGGAACAGGAGAAGCUGAGCCUUUCCGGGCAGACCAACCUGUCAGUGCUGCAGAUAUGUAACUGGUUCAUCAACGCCCGGCGGCGCCUUCUCCCAGACAUGCUUCGGAAGGAUGGCAAAGACCCCAAUCAGUUCACCAUCUCUCGCCGCGGGGGUAAGGCCUCAGAUGUGGCCCUCCCCCGAGGCAGCAGCCCCUCGGUGCUGGCUGUGUCCGUACCAGCCCCCACCAGUGUGCUGUCUUUGUCCGUGUGCUCCAUGCCACUCCACUCAGGCCAGGGGGAAAAGCCAGCGGCCCCCCUCCCACAAGGGGAGCCGGAGCCUCCAAAGCCCUUGGUGACCCCUGGCAACACACUCACCCUCCUGACCAGAGCUGAAGCUGGAAGCCCCACAGGUGGACUCUUCAACACGCCACCGCCCACACCCCCAGAGCAGGACAAGGAAGACUUCAGUAGCUUCCAGCUGCUGGUGGAGGUGGCGCUACAGAGGGCUGCUGAGAUGGAGCUUCAGAAGCAGCAGGACCCAUCGCCCCCCUUACUGCACACUCCUAUCCCCUUAGUCUCCGAAAACCCCAAGUAGGCAUCUGCCAAGAAGGGUGCUCGAGGCUCGAGCCAGCUGUCUGGGGUCUCCAUUUUGGUUCCCUUUCAUACAGAGGGCUUUCUUUGGAUCACUGCCAAACAUCGGGGUCAUCUCCUCUGUCCAGAGGUCUUCAGCAGGAAGAUGCCAGCUGGUGUCACUGCACUGUGACGGGGACCUCUCUGCUAACUGCCGUUUCUCCAGGCCUCCUCAGUGAUGAGAUUGAGAUCGGAGAUAGGCAUGGUGCUGCUGCUGCUUCUCCAGAGGAUUCCCAGGACACCUUUGUUCCAGCCUGCUUUCCUAGGCUGGGCACAGGAAACCUGCCACAUUCAAACCUAUGCCCCACAGCUGGGCCUCUUCGUUAAGCCAAGCGUGGACAGUCCAAGUUCGUAAGUGUGAACAAAAGACAAGAGGAACCCAGCAGAUGUAACAGAACUGACUCCAGUUGAAUGUUUAGGUUUUCACUAAACUGUUUAUUUUUCCCUUUUUGCUGGGGUUUGCAUUAAUGGGAGUAGUUAGGUGUGGGGAGUGAGAGUGUGUUGCGUGAGGGAAUCUGAUGAACUGGGAAUUCUGCACCACUGCAACUGGUGAGUGUUUUACAAGGAAGGAGUAUUUUUAUUUUGGGGACCAGCUAAAUCUCUACAAAAUUCCAAAUGGUUGUUUUAUUGUUGGUUUGAUUUACAAAAAAAAAAAACAAAAAACUUUUUGAGCUUUGGCUUUUCUGCAUCAGGCACAGAAGGGAACAAAGCCUUCUUAAGAAUAGAGAGGGUCCAACACAGAAUCUGACCAAACCUUCUAAGCGCAGAGCAGAGAAGGAUAAAACCAGAGAGGUGGUUUUUGGUUUGGUUUGUUCGUUUUUUUUUGUUUUGUUUUUUU